This is a messenger RNA of Mycena citricolor, 5508 nucleotides long. The record is from the annotation of a GenBank genome assembly. NCBI's taxonomy places the organism in Eukaryota, Fungi, Basidiomycota, Agaricomycetes, Agaricales, Mycenaceae.
CCAAGUCUCUUACAACCACCAUGGCCUUUACUCUGCAGCUCGGGACUCCGGUCAACACCGCACUUUUCGUCUUCAUCCUAUACACUGUGCAGAAGAUCGUCUAUCCUAGUGUCUCUCGCUCAAAGCAGAUCCCGAACGAAUUCAAAGCCGGGUACUCGUGGUUACCCAAGUCCCACCCACCGACGGUGCUGUUCAAAACGUACACUCCGAAGUCGCUAGAGCCCUUCAGUGGAAGGGAUGGAGGGCGAAUCCUCCUGGCCAUAAACGGGAUCGUGUUCGACGUGACUGCGGGGCGCAACUUCUACGGUCCCGAUUCAAUGUACGGAAACUUCGCAGGCCGGGACGCGUCCCGGGGGAUGGCGAAGCAGUCAUUCGACGCCGAAAUUCUGACACCAGUUGACCAGCCCCUGGACAAGCUGGAUGAUCUUCAGCAAGAUGAAAUCAUGAGCUCACGGACAACCGCCCUCACUAUUGCUGGCCUCUCGGUCUGCGGUCUGGUGGCAUAUGCCGCGUACUUUGACUACAAACGUCGAACUGACGCCGCAUUCCGCAAGACUCUGAAGAAGCAAAAGAAGCGCGUGGACAAGUCCCUCGCACAGUCUAAACAGGCUGCGGAAGCGGCUGCUUAUGUUACGGACGCUCAGCUUGCGGAGGCAUUGAAGUCAAUCAAGAGCCAGCCUCCACCUGCCACCCGGGAGGCCCAAGAGGCUCACUUUAUGGAGCAGAUUUCGAUGGGAGAGCAGCUUUCGGUUACCGGCGAAGCUUUCUACCUACCUGCCGCAUUAGCAUUCUACCGGGCGCUCACCGUGUAUCCGUCUCCCUCCGAACUGCUCGGGAUCUACCAAAAGACAGUCCCUGAAGCAGUCGUCAAGCUCGUGCUGCGCCUUGUAAACCUUGACGUGAGUUCUUCCACACAAGACUUGGGCAUCGACGAUACGGAGGAUGUGAGCCCUGUCCGGGCGGCGUCCGAGACGUCAUCACAGGACUGGGACCGAGUCACCGAUCCUGGGCAUCCUGCUCCCUCUCCAGCGUUCUACGCCAGUUUCCCGCCAAAGUCGACGCAAGUGUCUAUCCAGCCACGCGAUGAGAAGCUUCCGUUGGCUGGACCUGUCAAAGUGCUUGUGCUGAAUGAAGAUAUUGAAGCGGGGCAGAUAAUCUACACGGUGAGCUACAUGGUUCACGUCGCGAUUAUGUUGGCCUCAAGGGUGCAGGAACAUCCGAUGUUGACGUCAUUGGAUUUCGAUCUGCAAGCUGCUGGGACGCACUGCUUCCAAUGCUUCAAAGAGCUCAGUGACCCGGUUUCAUUGACAUCUGCCGCUGGUGACAAAGCUCUCUUCUGCUCUACAAAGUGUCAAAAUGCGGCCAAGUCCCAGUGGCAUUCAUUCCUCUUCACCGUCGACCCACCGAUCCCUGGAGUUCCCGAGUUCGCACAGCUUGCCCCCACACCAGAGGGGCUCGAGGCGCGCCGCGAAGCGCAGUCUAAGUUCGCCGCGUACCUGAACAAAGACCAGAAAGCUGUUUCCUCACUUGUCGCCAAGUUCAUCGCGCGGCAGCUGACUGCUGCCGGGCAACCGCACGCGGAGGACGACUAUGCCCAAGCGGACGGCGCGCAGAAGUACGCCAUCGAAGACUACGUCGAGCGCUGGACCACCGGCAAGGGGGAGCCGUCCGAGGAGGAGUUCGGCUUGUUGGUCAAUCUCAUGCGCAACACACUUCCGGGGCUGGAGGCAUUUCUCCCUCAGGACGGACACAAGUCCCUGUGCGGGAAGCUCGCGUUCAACGCCUUCGGGGUCACUUUCGGCGAGGGAAGAGAAGAUCGACCGGCGUCGACGCAUCGGCCCGAAAACACCGAGAUCACGCGCACGGCAGCUGGCACAGAGCGUCAGACUGGCACAGCACUCUACUCGAUAUCGACGUACUUGCCGCACUCCUGUGAGCCCAACGCGCGAGCCACGUUCCCGAACGGAACGUCCGAGCUGCACUUAGUCGCAGCCAAAGACCUCAAGAAGGGCGAUGUGCUCAGCGUUGCGUAUGUCGAUGUCACUCAGAAGGCGGACGAAAGCGCCAGCGACUGCCGUCUGCGGCGGAGGAAAGAGAUUGCCCGGGGAUGGAAGUUCCCCUGCGAGUGUUCUCGCUGCCUGGCUGAGGCACAGGCCCAAAAUUAGAUGCCAUGCCAUCAUUUAUUCUUGUAAUACACGACCUUCAGUCUAAUAGAAUAUCCCCGCUCCUUGCCGUGUCUGUUUGAUCCGUUGGAAAGAAAAAGACUGCUAGUACUCAUCCGAAUGCUCACAUUCCAGACGAAGUAUGAUAUUAAAGUGCUAGGAUAGCAAUGCACAGAUAAACACUGGCAUUCGCGACUAAUCACGGCUACUUCUUGAUCGACCGUACCUGGUCACGGAGUUUGUCGUUCUCCAUCUGCAGAUUGUUGAGCUCUUCCAUAAGAGCCAUCUGCUGGCCGGACCCCGCAUUCCUCACAGCAUCGACCUCCGUUCGAGCUGCUUCCAGGGCAGCUCGCACCUCGGUCAACUGCCCCUCGAGUUGCCGACGGACGGCUUCUGGUGCAGCUGCAGCCUCCUCAGCGAGAGCAAGGGUCUUAGCGCUAAGCGCAUUGUUGGCUUCCGUCAAUUGGAUGCAAGUGGCUGCCUGAUCAGCUGCACUCGCUUCCACAUCCCGCUUCUCGCUCAAGACCCGCUCGACGUUGUUCUCCAACUCGGUGACUUCACUUUGCCUGGGAGUAAUGGAUCGAGGUCAUCAAGUUGUAACUAGGAUCUGAUAAUAAAGGCACUCACAAGGCGGAAACUUUAGUAGUCAAAUCCAUAUUGCGCUCUUCGAGUGUGCGGACCUGUUUCUGGUACGUCUCCAAGGCAAGAUUGCCCUCUUGCGCAAGUUUCUGGGCGCGCUCUGCGUUCUUCUUCAACAGAUCAUGUGCCUGCGCGAAUCGGAUGAGUCUCUCGAUCAAAGAUCGGUCGUCCGCAAUGAGAGCCUGCACUCGCGCGGCGAAUGCUACAAAAGUGAAUGUGCCUCCUACGGAAGGGUUUGGACUCGGCGGUGCUCGCGGAUCAUACAAUGAUUUCAGAGCCCGUACGUCCAGCUCCGAAAGGGAUCCCGGAGGAUUUGGGCUGUUCGGAGAACUAUUCGUCGGCGACGUUGGCCCGGAGCCAGCCCGGAAAGCACGUUGUUGGGAAAAUUUAGCUGCCCGUGCCUCAGGAGAUGGAAGGAUAGCCCAAAUGGGCUGCAGCAAAGCUAUGAUUUCUUUGUUGUCCGCAGUCUCCACUUGGGCCGGGGGCGAUAGUGACGGUACAUCAGUCUGAAUACAUUUCAGUGGACCAACUCGAGGAAUGUGCUGUUUUCGUACCUUGACACGCAAUUCCAUUGCCCUCAACUCGUUCCGUGCCUCUUCUCGCUCUCUCCUGGCCUCUUCAAUGUCUCGUGACAAGGCUUCUCGCUUGUCCCAACCAGCGCGUACAUCUUCCUCGAGCUUGCGCCGAACAGUGUCCCAUUCUGCUUGCGCAGACGCAUGACUGUCAGCAUUGGCGGCUAGACCCUGCACAUGUGUUCCAAUCGUAGUCACCAAUGCCGUAAUCGAAGGGUUUCGUGCAUAAAGUGGAAUGCUAUGUGUCGCGAUCAGCGCCUGAAGUGCAGCCGUACUGUCGUCCAGCUCUGUUUGCAGAAGUUUCAAAGCAGCGGUAUCCUCGGCUCGAAUUCGAUCCGAUUCUUCCUGCAGACGGGCGAGGUCUUCCAGCCGUUCUUCUUCGACAGCAUUCCUCUCUUGUGUCAGUGACUCCCUCUCCUCGUCGAACCCUCGAACCAACUCUGCCCGCUCUUGAUCCGCUCUUGCCCUCUCUGCUUUGAUCAAUGCAUCAACAUCCGGGCGGGCCGCUUCCAGGGCGGCGAUGGUUUCCUGAGCGCGUAGCAGUUCCUCGGCGCCAGCAAUAUCUGUUUCUGCGAGCGCAGCUUCCCGAGCCCGAUUGGCCUCCGUAGCUCGGUCUGCUUCGGCACGAGCAACUUCCUCGGCAGCUUCCUUUUCUGCACGGGCGGCAGCAAGGUCACGAACGAGCUCAGCCUGUUUCGCACUAGAAGCGGCAAGUGCCUCAGUAGCACGGGUGAGCUUCUCCUCGAGCUCCAUGACGGCUGCCGCAGGAACUAUCUUGCUAAUGUUGCUAUUGGGAAUCACGCUGCUCUCGUGUCCGGCGAAGAAGUGUGCGCCGUCGAAACGAGUGACGGUCGAUCCGCUCGGGCUGUGAUGAGGCGUCGUGUAUCCAGAGUCGUUAUGCGUGGAGUCGUUCUUGCGUUCCAUGGAGCGCACAGAGUAACUGAGCACGCCAGCACGGUGUUCGAGCAGACGGCGGUUGACUUCAUUUGUACGUUCCGUGAUACGCUGGAGCUCUAGCUGAACAGCAGCGACGCGUUUGUUCGAUGCCUCCAGCUGCUCUUCUGAUUGUUUCGACACCGUCUUGUGAGACGCAUUGACUUUACUGAGUGAGAGAGCUGCGUCACGGAUCUUCGUCUCAAGCGUCACUUUCUUGGUCAAAGCGCCUUGACGGGUCAUGAGAGACAAUUGUUCCUGCAGUCCUUUAGACGAUGCAGGUUCUGCGGAAUGCGAGCAUACCUUCUUUAGCUCCUCAACUUCCUCUGAGCUCAAGAUCUCGAAAUCCCGACUAUCUACAACAGCUUCACUUGCGAGAAGACUGAUUAGAAGCUCGUCGCGCCUGUUAGCCGGUGGUUGUGACGCGGUGCGAGAUCUCACAGGCCUCGUGUUCGGCGAGGACAUGCGGGAGAGUGACGACGGAGAUGAUGGUUUGGGCGAUCCGCUGAGUGGGGGACGCUUGGACUGGGACCUGGACCGUACGGGAGAUCGUGGGGUCUCUGCCUCCUCCAGCUUUUCCUUCCUGAGAAGGAGUGGCGAGGUGAUUGGUGAGGGAGGGUUGGAGCCCGAGGACGGCAGUGGCGGAGGCCAUGUUGGAGCACCUGGCUUGAGCGGCGCCUCAGAGGUAGGAGGAGACGCAGUCCCUCCAGUCCCUCCCGUGGCAGAUGCCAGGAAGCGGCGCACCCCGCCGAAUCCGUUCAUGGACGAAGACAAGUUUAGCAACACAGCCACCUACUUCUUGUCUUCUGCUUAGUUGCUAUGCGCAGUUUCUUCUCCGGCUGGAUCAUAGCUGCUGCACCCAGGCCUGCCAACUCGGCUUUCAGUUCCAACCUUACAUCGCAUCGUUACUCCACUACUCCGCUGUCUUGAUAUGCCCGCCUUGUCACGAUCGACCUCCAACGGAUGAUCAUCGAUAUAAUAGGUGCAUGGCGACAACCUCCUUACCAGACUGCCAAGAUGACUUUGAGUCCAAUGGGACAAGCUCCCCAUGGGCACGUACACGUCUUAAAGCAAGGCUCAAUCGACGACGUUUAAGCCUGUUCUCAUUACCGACUACUGCAUUGUGUAUACAGAUAACUAAUAUCAUUUCUUGUCAGUGGGAGCAUAUAUCCACAUUCAAGUCCUUCUGCUUUGACCGGCUC